AUGCCAGACCCAGCACCCCCGAAACGAGACCGCAACAUUGCAUCUCUGCGCCUCGCCCGCGCAACCUCGAUCGACACGACGGGCUUCCCCGCCCCUCGGCGACCAGCCUCUCCGACGACCUCACAAGCGGGCUCGAUUAACGAGCUCACGCGGGCAGUGAGCCACCAGCCCUCAGCUGGCCCCAGUACGCGGCGAGCGAGUACUUCGAAGCCAAACACUUCCAGACGGACGGAGCGCUGGGUCGAAGCGGCGUCCGAGUUUGAGCUCCCCGAUACCCCGCGCCGGCUAACGAGCGGCAUGCGCAAGUCGUUCGCAAUCGACGAGGGAGAUGACGAUGAGAGCAAGGAGGAGAUGGACGAGGAGGACGACGUGGACCGGUUAGGCGGGAGGACGGUCACGUUUGCCGACGAGGAUACUGUCGAACUCUUGCCGGAUGAUGGGAUGCGGCUGGAGGAGUUUGAACGGCCACGAGGGAGAGAGAUGUUCGCAAUCGUUACGAGCUGCACUGUGCUCGCAGUGCUUAGUCUGACAGCCGGCUUUGCUACAGUGUUCGACUGGGUUCUGUAG
This is a messenger RNA of Trichosporon asahii var. asahii CBS 2479, 567 nucleotides long. RefSeq lists its product as uncharacterized. NCBI's taxonomy places the organism in Eukaryota, Fungi, Basidiomycota, Tremellomycetes, Trichosporonales, Trichosporonaceae. The record is from RefSeq and is a predicted model, not a curated record. The transcript has a single exon. The coding region runs from base 1 to 567 and encodes 188 amino acids.